Messenger RNA from Marasmius oreades (fairy-ring Marasmius), 1442 nucleotides. RefSeq lists its product as uncharacterized. Gene Ontology annotation, molecular function: malate transmembrane transporter activity. The record is from RefSeq and is a predicted model, not a curated record. Bases 102 to 1268 code for a protein of 388 amino acids. Gene Ontology annotation, biological process: malate transmembrane transport. Lineage: Eukaryota; Fungi; Basidiomycota; Agaricomycetes; Agaricales; Marasmiaceae. The transcript is spliced from 9 exons. Gene Ontology annotation, cellular component: membrane.
CAAAAACGCGCAACCGCUGUUCCUCCGUUUUUUUUGGGUUUUCUCUUGACGCGUCUCCCACCACUCACCACCGCUGGUCGUUGUCCAUUCUUUCUCCAAGUAUGUCCCAAACAAAAACAAAAGUCAGUUCUCUGGCUCGUCGUAUCCAUGGUUGGUCAUGGCAAGCCUUUCCAAUCGGAAUGGGUACAGGAGCCGUCUAUGUCACUCUUUCAGGCAUCGAAGACCGAACGCCAACGUUGAUCACUAUAGAAACCAUCUUUUACUUUCUCAACAUGGCCUUGUUCCUCUUGAACACCACCACUCUCCUCAUACAAGCUAUCAUCUACCCGAGGCAAGCAUGGCGACUGCUUCAAGACCCCGUCAAAGGCAUAUUCGUCCCACUCAUCGUUCUUUCUUUCGCUACUAUCAUCAUUGGUACCAUCAACUAUGCUGUUCCCACAAAACACGUCAGUCCGUCGUUGAUCUAUGCCUUGUUUUGGGUAUACGUCUCCUUCGCCCUCCUCACUUGUUUCCCCAUGUUGAUGAUCUGGUUCAACAAACCCCAUGAUCUCACUCAUUUUACUCCUGCGUAUGCGUUUUUGAUUUUCCCACUGAUGUUGGUCGGCGUCAUCGCAUUCAACGUCCUAAAUGUCCUCGACCCUGCGGAUACCAGAGCCAUCGGUGUACUUUUCGUCGGAUACUUCUUCCAAGGCUUGGGCUUCUUCAUGACGUUCUUUUAUAUCUGUAUCUACAUCAUUCGGAUUAUGAUGACCGGUUUCUUAGACGGCCACCAAGCAAACGGAGCAUUCGUAGUCUGUGGUCCUCCAGGGUUCACAGCACUAGCGCUCAUCAACCUCGGAAAACACGCACGGAAGAUCCUAACAGCCCACUCCCUCGUAUCCCCUCAAGCUGGCGAAAUCUGGUACGCCCUAAGCAUCCUCUCCGCCCUAAUGCUCUACGGCCUCGCCAUCUUCCUCUUCCUCUUCGCUGCCCUCCCCUACUGGUUCAAACUCCACAAACACCUCAACGAGAUCCUCGGCUGUUGGGCUCUCACUUUCCCCAACGUCGGAUGGAUCUCAACUUCCAAAGUGUUGGGGAAGGAAUUAGGAGUGAGGGGAUUGGUAGUUGUGCAUGUUGUGUUUACGGUUUUGAUUUGUGUGACUUGGGUUGUGCUUGUGGGGUUUACGGCUUUGGCGUUUUGGAAGGGGUUGAUAUUUUAUAGUAGGGAGGAGGAUGUGAUUAGGGAUUUGGAAGAGGAGGAGAGGGAGAGGGAGAAGGGGGGUGUUUAGAUGCUCGUUCUGGACACUUUUCUUUUUUUUUUUGGUACAUAUCACGAUCAUUUAUCCAUAGAAGCUUACAAGCUAGAAGAAGAAGUUCUGGACACUUUCUUCGUACAUAUCACGAUCAUUACUUUAGUCUACUUACCAUUACUACCGCACCGUUUAUCUAGAAAGCACUCGGAC